AUGAAAGACCUUGGUUCUCUCAGUUUCUUUCUUGGAAUACAUGCUCAAAAUCUGACUAAUGGCAUGCUGCUUUCCAAGUCCAAGUACACACUAGACCUUCUAUCUCGAUUCAAGAUGAUAGAUGCAAAAACACCUAUUCCAGCACGUUCUCAGCUAUUUGAGCAUCAUGGUGAUCCCUUGCAAAAUGCUACUGAAUACAGACAACUUGUUGGGGCCUUGCAAUAUCUCACUCUAACAAAGACCAAACAUAACCUACACAGUCAACCAGUUAUGUCAGUUUAUGCACAAUCCCACAACUGCCCACUGGACAGCAGCCAAGAGAGUAUGAAGAGACCUCAAAGGCUCACUCAACCAUGGAUUGUUAUUCACCAAAGGCUCAUUCACUCUCAAUGCCUGCUAGGAACCCAGAUGACAGAAGGUCAACAACUAGCUAUGCCAUAUAUCUUGCCCUUGUUUAAUCAACUGGAGUGCUAA
Messenger RNA from Juglans regia (Persian walnut), 474 nucleotides. RefSeq lists its product as uncharacterized. The record is from RefSeq and is a predicted model, not a curated record. The transcript has a single exon. Bases 1 to 474 code for a protein of 157 amino acids. Lineage: Eukaryota; Viridiplantae; Streptophyta; Magnoliopsida; Fagales; Juglandaceae.